Molecule: messenger RNA, 445 nt
Organism: Trypanosoma grayi
Lineage: Eukaryota; Euglenozoa; Kinetoplastea; Trypanosomatida; Trypanosomatidae
Exons: 1
Source: RefSeq, a predicted model, not a curated record
UUUUUGUUGUUGUUGUUGUUGUUGUUUCUUUCAGGUUCGAGGAGCCAGAGGGGAAAGCAGCCGAAGUGGCAAGAGCAACUGCGCGGCUCUUGACGGUGAGGCUGUGCGCUGCGGCGUUUGUGUUGUGUUGUGCAUCUCAGCCACCCCUCCUCCUCGUGGCGGCAUGUUGCUGUUGUUCCUGCCAACGCCUCCCCGUUGCCUUGUUGCGUGUCUCUCAGAGCAGCAGGUAGAGUGGCAGGGCGCCAGGGACACUGGGCAGCCCUCCAGCAGCACAAAACGACCGUGGCAGCAGCAACGCCGCCGACACGAAAGAUACGAAGAAGGUUGGGUAAGAGAGGCCUGGGAGGCACGCAAUAAAUUUGUGUGGACGCGAAUCGCUAAGCCGGAGUGGAAAAAUAGGUACGCCUGCACGACGCAGACGUUGUGGCAGAAAGGGGGGCACUAA